Messenger RNA from Mytilus trossulus (common blue mussel), 2907 nucleotides. Its product is annotated as autocrine proliferation repressor protein A-like. Lineage: Eukaryota; Metazoa; Mollusca; Bivalvia; Mytilida; Mytilidae. The coding region runs from base 182 to 1642 and encodes 486 amino acids. The transcript is spliced from 14 exons. The record is from RefSeq and is a predicted model, not a curated record.
GGUGUGUUAUUAUUGGUCUUUUUUAUUGUGUUGGUCAUUAUUGAUGAAAGGAAAAGGAACAUCCGCUGUUAUUAACUUGAAUAGAGUGCGUCGUAUGAUUACCCUCAUUAAUUAUGAUACAGCGCUAGCAAUAAUUCUCAUUUGAACCAAACGAGACGCCACUACUAUCAUCACCAAACACAUGGAGCAAGUAUCUAUAACAUGUAUAAUAUGGAUAACAGCGUUAUCGUUUGCUGUGGGAUCCCCGCUAGACGACUAUGUACAUACUUCAGACCCUCAUUACAGUUUCUUUGAAGUUAGUAUGAAGAAAGGACCAGGAUAUACUUUAUACUUGUACAAUAUGACCUCAUUGAAAUGGAAAUCUGAAGCUAUUUCAGACCAUCCAAUUUGGUGGCAUUAUUUAGAAAUAACUAUACCGGACAAAAUUGUUCAUAAAGACACCGCAUUAAUGCUGAUAGACGGCGGACACAACACCCACAAAUGGUCACCAGUAGAUGAGGCAUUUGUAGCUAUGACUACUACUUUAGCAGUAACAACCGGCAGUGUUUGUGCUGACUUAAAAAUGAUACCUAACCAGCCUAUUAUGUUCAAGGAUGAUCCAACAAAGAGACACCGAACAGAGGAUGCUAUCAUUGCGUGGACAUGGAGGAAAUUUGUCGAGAACAAUGGGACAGACCCAGAAAUGAUAAUGCAAUUCCCAAUGACCAAGGCUGCUGUUCGAGGAUUGGACACGGUUGCAAGUGUUGUGAAGACGAAAACUGGUUCCAAUAUAGAAAAGUUCGUCGUCACAGGAGCUUCAAAGCGUGGAUGGAUAACAUGGUUAACUGGUGCUGUAGACAAAAGAAUUAUAGCAAUAGCUCCAAUAGUGAUGGAUUUGCUCAAUUUUGUUCAGAACUUACAUCAUCACUAUCGAUCACUUGGUGGCUGGACUUUUGAAUUCAAUGAAUACUAUAAAGAAAACUUUACGUGCAAUUUAGAUAACCCCUUCACACAGAAAAUGGCUUCUUAUAUCGACCCAUUAGCAUAUAAUGACAGAUAUGAAACAGUCCAUAAGAUGAUAAUUACAUCUUCUGGGGACGAGUUUUUCUUGACUGAUGAUUCACACUAUUAUUACAAUCAGCUUGCCGGACCCAAAUACCUCAGAAUUGUUCCAGAUGCAGAACAUACACUUAUAGGUCACCUCACCGAUACUGUGCUCUCUUUACGUGCAUUCUACCUGUCUAUCUUAACGAACAAAGAUUUGCCAAAGAUGUUUUGGAAACGAGAAAUUACCUCAAAUGGUGGGCGAAUAACACUUUUUACAAAUAUGAAACCUAAGACAGUUAAGGCCAAAUUUGCAGUUACAACAGACACUAAAAGACGUGAUUUCCGGCUGUUUGUUGGUGAACCAGGCAAUCCUACACACAUGUAUCCUCAUCCUGUUCUCUGGUUCUCAGAUAGGAUUAAAGACUGCGGUAACAACACCUUUGUUGCGGAGUAUGACAAUCCACUAGAUGGAAGAUGGCUGGGUUUUUUCAUUCAGGUAACUUUUGACGGAGUGGAUGGUUCUGUGGAGGAGUACACAACAGAAGCACAAAUUAUACCAGAUGUAUUCCCAUUCCCUGAUUGUCAUGGAAAGGAAUGUCAUGGUUCUUUAGUGUGAUGAUACAAAUUAUACCAGAUGUGUUCCCAUUCCCUGAUUGUCAUGGGAAGGAAUGUCAUGGUGCUUUAGUGUGACAAACAAUGUUUCUGUCAUGGAAAGGAAUGUUAUGUUGCUUUAGUGUGAAAACAAUGUUUCUCUGUUUUUAUAUGGAUAUCUAGAUACUAAUGUGUUUAUUAAAAUUGUCUUUCUUUAUCAUCAUUAACUAAAUUUGUGUGUAUUUUAGUCUAGACGCCAUCUAAUUACCUAUUGAGUUGAAUCAGGAAGACCACUGAUGCCCAUAUAAGAAUUAUAAACAUAAAUAUAAAUAGAAAGAGAAAGAGAAACUUGUGCAAUUGGAUUCUUCUGUCUAUUUUAUUUCAUUUAUACAAAAAAUAAAGAUUGAAAAUAUAUGUUAAUCAUCAUUUUUACCUGUAUAAGAAUGAUUUUUUGAGGAUUGAAUCAGUCAAUCAAACGAUUUACCUUUGUUUCACAAUUCAAUUCAUGCGUUAUCCAUCUAUAGCUAAGGGGUUAUUUUGAAGUUCAGAAAAAUACGGAUUCAAUGAGGACAAUUUUUUCACUUGCAAGUGAAUAAUUCAUCAUCAAUGUUUCUUAGCUUAUUUUGACAAGAUUGGACCAUACUGGCUGCUAAAGCGAAAUUAGUAUUCCAUGAACAAAAAUAUCAUAUUUCAUAUUUUUAUAUAUCUCGUAUCUAGUGCCUAUUUAACUCUUAAUUUUGUGAUAUGUAUAUUGCUUUUCAUGUUUUUUAUUUCCAUGUACUUGAUUUUUCUAUUAUUAAAAAAUGAGUGGAUAUAGAAAAUGGGAUAUAUUUUUAUGUGAUAAGCUAACAAAAAGAUAGUAGUGGUAUUACAUUGUAUCAAGACAAUCUAGGAAUGUAUUCUGUCAAUUUAACGGCAUUCUAUUCAAAUGUGCAUUGAUUUUUUUUUACAAAUUACAAUAAUUUACAGAACAAAGGUCAAAAACAAUAUUUUUUUUAAUUCAUAGUACAACAUUUCAAUUUUCUCUAUGCAAAAUCAAAUAAAUUUUUUUGAUAAUAACUACUUGCUGGAACUUAUUGGGAAUCAGGAUUCCUUGAGUGAUUCACUUUUACUGUGGUUUUUGUUGUUGGAAGUUCGAUUGUCAUAUUAUUAUUUUUUAAGUUACGGGUGUUCAUUUUCAUUGUAUUCAUAAAGCAUAUCAAUUUUUUUUAAGAUUGACAUUAUUUUACUUUAUGCAUUUAAACUUACACCUACUAUUUAUUUGUACAAGUAAUAAAUCUGGUAUUUCUU